GAGACCUUGGAGCGCGCGGGAAAGAGACCAAUUUAAAUUGUGGCGGGAGAUUCGUUUUUGGGUCCUUGUCGCGUUAAACACCCUCGGCUGGAAAGUCAAUUGGUUGCUCUCAUCUUCUCGCGUUUGAACAUGGUGCGGACUAAAGCAAACAGUAUCCCAGGCACCUACAGAAAAGUGGUGGCUUCUCGAGCCCCCAGGAAGGUGCUUGGUUCCUCCACCUCUGCCACUAAUUCCACGUCGCUUUCGUCGAGGAAAGCUGAAAAUAAGUAUGCAGGAGGGAAUCCAGUUUGUGUGCGCCCAACUCCCAAGUGGCAAAAAGGAAUUGGAGAAUUCUUCAGGCUGUCCCCUAGAGUUUCUGAGAAAGAGAAUCGGAUUCCUGAAGAGGCAGGAAGCAGUGGCUUAGGAAAAGCAAAGAGAAAAGCAUGUCCUUUGCCACCUGAUGACACAGAUGACGAAAAAGAAUAGAACUUUCUUAUUCAUCCUUGACUAGUGUCUCCUGUUUACUCUGGUAUUCUAGGAUGUAAAUUUGCAUAAAUGUAUUUGUUCCAAUUAGCUUUGUUCAAUAGACAUUUAAUUUAAAAAAUGAGGCUUACAUUUAGUUAUUCAAAAGCAAGUAAUUAUGAUAUUGGUGAGUUUGUAAGAUUAACUAUGGUUACUUGGCUUGGUACUCAAUAUAAUGCAGUAUUUGGUUUCUUUUACCUGUUAUUAAGCUUCUUGUUCUUGCUAACAACAAAUCAUUGCAUGGUGUUCUAAUUAUGAAUCUGCUGUAUUUGAGAUUUGUUUAGAUCUUUGUACUGCUGCCAUUUUUAUUGGCAUUUGAUUAUUGGAAUGGUGCCAUAUUUUUGUUCCUUUGCUUUGCUUUAAAAAGCAGAGUUAGAUUUUUGCACAUUAAAAAGAUUCAGUAUUAAUUAAACUGAACCCAUACCCUUUUUAAGAAAGGGGACCAAUGAUGCAAUGUUGAAAAAAUUUGGAUGACUAUCUAUCUU
This is a messenger RNA of Ceratotherium simum simum (southern white rhinoceros), 986 nucleotides long. It is a transcript of the gene PCLAF, whose product is annotated as PCNA clamp associated factor. NCBI's taxonomy places the organism in Eukaryota, Metazoa, Chordata, Mammalia, Perissodactyla, Rhinocerotidae. Gene Ontology annotation, cellular component: nucleus. The record is from RefSeq and is a predicted model, not a curated record. Gene Ontology annotation, molecular function: chromatin binding. Gene Ontology annotation, biological process: translesion synthesis; regulation of cell cycle.